This is a messenger RNA of Cladocopium goreaui, 6858 nucleotides long. The record is from the annotation of a GenBank genome assembly. NCBI's taxonomy places the organism in Eukaryota, Dinophyceae, Suessiales, Symbiodiniaceae.
AUGGCGAAGACGAAAUCCUUAGAAGACUUGGAUCUUUGGAUGCAGCGCGUGGUGAGCCUGGAGCUCUACAUCCGACCCGAGAAGGACCUGCCCAGGCUUGAAGGUGGUGCCUGGAAUUUAGCCCAUGAAGAUGCCAUCGAUUGGACUCAUCUGCAAGAGGACCUGAAGGAUUUGAGCGACACAGGCGAAGUCGUGGUGAUCUGCGAUGAUCGAGCUGCGGGCUGUCGAGCCUUACUGGAGGCGUGCAAGCGCAUGAUCGUGUGCUCUUCCACUGAACUUGGUUGCUUCAAAGAUUGCAUUCUCAGCAGAGUGACCCUGGAAGAUUACACCCGACGAAUUUGGCCCACCUACAAGCAGCGUGUGUCGCGGCUGUGGGACUGGCUGGCCGAAGAUGCGAAUUUGCUCCGCAAGGCUUCCAUGUUGGACGAAGACGACUUCCGGGAGAAGUCGACCCGCGACGUGAUGGACAACUUUGCCCGAAAGCACCUGGAGGAGUUGUUGGAUUCGCGGGCUGGGAACGUUGGAAGUGUAAAGAUGCUUGAGAAGAAGGAGAUCGGCAAAUGGAAAGGCCGCAUCUACGAAGCGCCUGAGAGGAACCAAAGAAAGUUCCAGCAAGUGCGAAAAGAUGUCCUUUAUGCCUUCGAGAUGGAAGCGCGCAGCUUUGCCAGCUCCAUGACCAAACAACUUCUCAGUGGAAGCAUGAAGGAUGCGGAAGUUGCAUUGAAGGCCUUGGACGCCUGCAGAUUGUCGCUGCACUCCAUGUCGCACGAGGAACGUGCCAAAUGGGCCUCGGUGAUUUGCACCCGCGAAGUGGGACCCCAAGGACAAGUCCUCAGCGUGGAGAUCUUGCGAUGGGCAUGGAAGCGUCUUAGAGAGCUGAGAGACGACGAGGUCUCGCCAGAGUUGGGACAGGCCCGGGUGCUGCAGGUGUUGGAGGCGGCUGAAAGCGCAGACGAGCUCACACCGUUUGCGCGGCUCUUGGGCCCUGAGAAUGCUGUGCUGGAAGGAGUUUGCGCCGCCGUGGACAACGUGAUCCAAUUCGGCCGUCUCUUUUUCCUCCGGCAGCGCAUGUGGGAUGCGCAGCCCGAGAUCACCCUGGAACUGGCGAAGCUGCUGCUGGAGCACAAGCAUUGGCUGUUGCAAAGUCUUGGCACUCGCUUCUGUGCCCAGCUCCUAGAUGCUGAUCCAGCACGCUAUCAGGUCUGUUUCCGCGAUCUCACACGAAAUCGUGAGAGUCCUCCCUUCGCCUUGAUUUUGGCAAGAGCGCUUCUGAACGUGGCCGGGCCCGUUUUUGGUCCCGCGGCAGUGGACUUCGAAAAAGACCAGGAGGUGGAGGCCCUGUGGAAAGGUGAGUGGUAUUCUGCGCGGUUCCUGAAGCACGACUUGGAGCGUCAUGAGAUUGAGAUCGAAUGGAAAACUCAGGAGCCCAGGCUAGUCGAAUCCCUUCGCUCCCUGCUGCAUCAAGCGCUGCAUCGUGGACUGCUUCACUUGUCGGCAGAGGCGUCUGCGUGCCUCUCGCGGCUCUUGCGCUAUGGGCCCUCAGAGACGAUCAUGGUGGGUGGAGGCCAUGAUUUGCGAGAUGUGCAAAGUCUCAUCUUGGGCUUGUCCGAGUUGGGUACCGCGGAUGUGGAUGGUGAGCCCAACAAAAGUCAACAGCGCAUGCUUCCGCUUCAGUGUGGUUCCAAAGAGUCCCUGGGAGAAGCCACCAAUUACUUCACCACUUUGAAUUGGUCCGCGCAGUGGCGCCAGGACGAUGCGCCCGCGGCCUGGAAGCCGCGCUGUCCGCUGUCCCCGCCCGUCAGGGCACCGGGAAAAACACCGGCGGCUCCGCGGGCAGAGGAUCCGGCGGUUCGCAUUUUGGAGCUGCUGGAGCUGCAGAAAGAGCUGCAGCAGGAGCAACAGCUCCGUUCGGCGGCCCAGCAGCUCCGUUCGAAGGCAGAGGAAGAGCUGAAGAGCUCCAAGGAGAUGAUUGCAAGACUCUUAGAGGAAAAGAAGGAAAUGGCCCAACGACUCCAAGACCUGGAUGCUGAGCGACCGGACGCGACGGCUUUGGGAAGAUCGGAGCGACUGGCCGCGACGGCCGCGCUCUCCGGCACCGCUGGGACCGAGGAAGCGGCGGGAGACGCGGAGGAGAACGAUUGGAUGCUGAAGGCGGAUCCUGACACGUUGACUCUGGCAGAUGCUGAGGGCUUCAUUUCCAGGAUAACUCUGGGGGAGAUCGCGACGCGCCGCGACAACGUGCGUGUGCUGCGCAGCUCGCUCUGCGGCGGUCUGCGGCAGCUGGGAGAGAAGCUCUACGCGUCGCCGGUGCAUUUCAUCGAGGAAUUGCUGCAGAAUGCAGACGAUUGCAGCUAUGGCUCCGUCGAGCCGAGCUUCAAGAUCGAGGCGACACAAAGUGCCUGUCGCUUCUCCUACAACGAGCUGGGCUUUCGAGCCAAGGACGUCUUGUCCUUGUGCUCGCUGGCCGUUUCGACGAAGACCUUUGGGGACUUCUUAGGGCACAAAGGCGUUGGUUUCAAGUCGGUCUUCGCGUGUUCCAAUGCCCCUUGUAUCGUCUCGGGGAAGUUUCGUUUCAAGUUCCAAGUUCCAGGAAUCGACGAACUCUCUUACAUUACACCACGUUGGCUCGACGACGCGCAUGGCCCGUAUGGCCUUGGAACGGAGGGGACGCAGAUUUGGCUUCCCUUCCGGCCUGAGCUGUCGGGCAACCAGGACUUCUUGGAGAAGUUGCGCUGUGCUGUGGACCCAUUGGUGCUGCUAGGCCUGCGCCAAUUGAGGCGUUUGAGCUUUCAGAUGGAGGGAGAAACGCAGGUGGCGGCUCACUUGACCAAGACGGCGGUGGAAGAUUUUCGAGAGAUCAAAACCUGGAAGGCAUGUCUCCGCAUCAACGACCAGGACCACCUCUACCGGCUCUUCUCCUACGGCGCGGGAAAGGCCGUCCUGGCCUUCCCCGCCGCGCCAGGGCCGGAGCUGCCGGUGUGCGCUGGGCUGCCCUGCGCGCGGGUGGGGCAUCGAUUUCUUCUGCAAGCAAACUGGCAGUUGACCACAAGCCGUGAAGCCGUCCGGGAGAGCGUUGAAAACUACCAGUUGAGGUCGGAGGCUGCGAAGCUGUUUUGUGUGGCCGCAAGACAUCCAGACAUCUUGCCUCACCUCGCACUCUUCCUCCCUGCGACAGGUCCCGGCACACCGCCCUUCUGGCAGACCUUCGCUGAAGAGCUGCUGCACGAGCUGCGCUUGGUGCUCCCGGAGCUGGGCCUGGGGCUCGGAGCGACGGCGACGCUGCGGCUGCCAGAGGAGCGGAUCAUGGCCCUGGUGGAGCCGCAGGUCUUUGUGGCUGCGGGCCUGGAGCUAGUGCAAGAUGAAGCCGCACAGCUGGUGAUGCAGAAAUGUGGCAUCCCAGCGCUUGGCAUCGCAGAUCUCUUCGCGUGCUUCCCACACUUCGAAACGCUUGGCAUUGUGAAGCCGGAGAGCUGGUGGGCUGAAUUGUUUCAGUUGCUCCUGGAAAAUGCUGGCAAACCCCAGCUGGAAGAGCUGGUAAAGAGACAGCCGAUUUGGUGCCUUCGGGGGUCGGGUCGACGAUGCUGUCUUCCCGAGAACGGCGAGAUCGUCUUUUGCUCCGUGCCCACGUCAUUUUCGAAGUCCUGGAGGUCUCAGGUGGUUUUCUUGGACACCCACAGCACCGCUGAGCUGCGCUUCGCGCUCUUGACGGUGGCCAAGACUUGGGAUGCCACUGUGAUGGCUGCAGCUGUUCUGCACUGCCACUUGGAACUGCGAAGAGAUGAAUUGAAGGUGGAUGAGGCGCUGCGAGGGCUCCUGUGGCGGGACUUGGACUUUUUGAAAAACGUCUGGGAUGAGCUGCGCCAGCUUCCAGUAGAGGUGCCCGCAGCGCCAGGUGAAAUGGCCCUGGUUCCCAGCGACCACGGAGCCUCCACGGCGUGUCUGACGACGGUGCCCACGGUGUUGGGUUGCAAAGUUCCGCUUGUGACCGGCUGCGGCUUCGGUUCUGCGAGUCCAGUGGCACUUCCCUAUGGAGAUGUGAUGGUGGUGUCAGAGGCCAUUGCAUGGGAGGAUUUUCUGCUGAAGUUGGGCUGCCGCGCCCCGGUCUUGGAUGCCAGGAGUUGUCCCCUGGGGACCUUCAUCCUCCCACCCUUGGCUGAGAUGCUCUGCGCUUCUUCGCAGAUGAAGAAUGUCCUCUGCGCGCUGCCGGCACGGAGCCUACAGUGGUUCCAGGAGAACGUGUCCAUGUGCGCGGUGAGCGGCCAGAUCGUGCCCCUGAACGCCUUGGUGGCCGAAGGCCUUCUGCGGAACUUGCCCAAAGUCCCAGAGGGACUGGAAGUGGUGCCAGUGCCCCGAGAGAUGGAGGAUCUGGCAGCGUCUUUGGGCAUCUGUGUGCGACAAGAUGUGGACAUGUGUUGGUUGAUCCUGCGAUCGCUGUGUGAUGCUGGCGUCAGAUCUGUGGGGCCAUACGUGGAGAACCUGGCGAUGCUGCAGUCCCUCCGCGGCGAUGCCUCUGCUUCCGAUCUGCCGAAGAACCAGGCGAUCUUGUUCCUUCCCAGUUCUUCGAACGCUGAGCCCAGCUUCGCUGCGCUGUCGGAGAUCUACGUCACGCAGGAAUUCGGGACGGAAACGAUGCCCAAAGACGAGGAGGAGGCCAAAGUGCUGGAGAUGGGUUUCGAAGAGCUCAGGCAAUUUCUGGGACGCUCUGUUAUUAGCUGCACUCACAACGUGGCGUAUUGGUCCUUCUCCUCCGAGUUAAAGCUCAUGGGCUGUGCAGAGCGCCCCUCCGUCGCGGAAGCUCUGCAAGCCUUGCAGCGGGCGGCACAGGAGCCCAGAUUCCGGCAACGCAUUGGGCGCAGCAGUGUGAAAGAUCGUGGCGAGCUGCUGAAUGACCAAGGCCUCGAGGUCAUGUUGAGUUUGUAUCGUCUGCUGGAACUCGCUUUAUCGGCAGUGGAAGAUGUUCCCAGCUGGGAUUGGAAGGAGCGGUUGACGCCGACGCGUGUCCUGCAACCGGCGGCCGCGCUGACGGCUGCAUGCAGCAUGCAUGGGCCGCUUCCAAUCGUCACCUGGGAAGGGCGACUGGUCACAGGAGGAUCUUCGGAAGUCUGGGCCUGUCGCAGCAGCUGGUUCUUGGAUUCCGUGCUGGACGCAGCGCCCAUCUGUUUCAUUCAUCGGGACAUUGCCGAACACUGCCCGCGGCUGGUUGCGGCCAGCAGUUGGUUCUAUGUGGAGGGGCGGACCACCAUCGUGUGGCAGCAAUCCAACAACAACCCGGAGAAGGCCUCCGAAUUUUUGUUUUUUUCCGAACACGUUGGACACCCUCGAAUUCAGUGGCGUUUGUGCGUAGCGUUGUAUUUAGGCAAUUGGAUCGCGCUGGAGCUGUUCUUCAGUCCCAAAGUGGAGCCCAAGGAGACUGAAUGGUUCUCAGAUGUGCCUGGCUUGAUCAAAGAACGGCUCCGUGCACAGCCUUCCUUCGCCAUGAUUGGAGGUGUCCUGGUGCUUGCCACGCAUUUCGUGAAAGAGGCCGCAGAGCGUGCGGCGCUGGCCGCAGCUGCUCUGGCGCUUGCGUUGCAAGAGAUGGGGAAGACACGGCAGGAUGCCGAGGAGAAGAUCCGAUCUUUCACAUCUGAGCGCUUUUGGGAAGCAAGUUCCAGUCAAAGCCAUGCGGGAUACAACAUCAGGCAGGUCCGUAGCACAGAAGUGCUCCUCCCAAGCGGCAUUGGCGAAGAAGCGACACUGCCCGGAUUGAUGGGAAGCUUCGGCGCGGUGGAGCAAUACGAAGAUGAUGAAGAAGCAAACGCAAUGAGGCUCCGCGCUUGUCCCGGGGAGCGCCGUGACCACGAACUCUUCACCGACGCUUUGGGGCGGAUCCUCUCGGACCACGGCACCGUGAGCUACCGCAAAACUGCCGCGCCGGCGAAUGCCGCGGAGAUCUUGGCGGUGAAGGAACAGCAAAAGCGUGUGGGAGAGCGUGCAGAACAUUUCUACAGUUGCUUCCUUGAAAGUGUGUUUGGGGAUGCCUACAAACCCACACGCGAUUGGGUGUCAUCCGCGAGGUUGUGUGUCUACCCGGGCCGUGGCACUGACGACGCCUGUGGAUUUGACUUCGUGGUGCUGGACACGGCACAGCGGAUCGUGCCGUGCCAGGGGAAGCGCUCCGUGAGGUGUUUCAUCGAAGUUAAAGGCUCUGCUGGAGACUUCAAUGGGAUGUUUUGCUUGAGCGCCAAUGAGCAACGCAAGCGCGAUCAGAUUGCUGCCUCGAAGAGCGAUGGCAACGCCUAUGUCAUUGCUGUAGUGGACAAUUUGGAGAGUUUGGAAUUUGCGUCCAUACGUCACUUCAUUUGGAGCGACGAUCCUCAGCUGCUGCGCCUGGAAGCCGACUCCUUCCUGGCGCGGGUCGACCCCGCCGCCGGCCGCGCCGUGGCCGGCCGGGCGGCGCCGGCAGCGGCGCCCGCAGCAGCAGCGGCGGCAGCGGCGCCGGCCAAGAGGGAGACGCCUGUGGCGACAGUGAACAUCCCGGCGGCCAAGGUGGGUUUGGUCAUUGGCAAAGGUGGCGCCACAGUGAAAUGGAUGUCACAGGAAUCUGGAGCGCAAAUCCAAGUGGUGGACGGAAACACACCAGGCCUGGCAAAUCUGAAGAUAGAGGGUAGCAAGGCUCAGAUCCACCAUGCCAAACAGCUGAUUCAAGAGGUCGUCUACAGCCAGAGCAGCCAGUGGGACGCGCGCACCGGCCGCGUGUGGAAAGGCAACGGCUCCGCCGGCUCGGUGUGGGGGCCCCACGGCUCCGCCAGCUCCUCGCAGGGCUGGCAGUGACGGCAGUGAUGAGCACCUCCCAGAUUAUCCAACUGGGUUGCAUUGCUG